AUGUCUCUUUUUAGAGGAAAUUUUUUAGAAGUAUUGAAUUUGGUUCGGGAUCAAAAUGAGAGUGUAUGGAAAGUUACGUUACAAAAUGCUCCAGGGAACAGUCAAAUGGUGGCUCCAUGUAUUCAAAAAGACAUUGCUCGUUGUUUUGCACAAGAAGUACUUAAAUCAAAUUUUGAAGAAAUUAGUGAUGAUGUUUUUGCUUUAUUAGUUGACGAGUCCAACAAUAUAUCUAAAAAUGAACAAAUGGCGGUGGAUACAUCUGCGUUGUCUCUAAAAUCUGCUAUUGACUCUUUAUUUUAUGAAUAUGGAUUGAGUUUGAUGAAGAUCAGGGGUCAAGGGUAUGAUGGACUAGUCAUUGUGGCGAUUGCAAAAAAACAUCACGAUGUUGGAGUCUUUUUUUAUAUGGUAGCUGUUCUAAUGAAUGUUGUGUGUGCUUCUUGUAAACAUACAAAUAUGAUUCGGGAAAGUCAAAAAGAUAAACUAGAAGAAUCCAUCGGUCAUGGUGAAAUUGAAAGGGGAAGUGGAUUAAACAAAGAACUUUCUCUUACUACAGCCGGAGAUACACGUUAG
Messenger RNA from Lactuca sativa (garden lettuce), 570 nucleotides. RefSeq lists its product as uncharacterized. Lineage: Eukaryota; Viridiplantae; Streptophyta; Magnoliopsida; Asterales; Asteraceae. The record is from RefSeq and is a predicted model, not a curated record.